Molecule: messenger RNA, 1269 nt
Organism: Rosa rugosa (rugosa rose)
Lineage: Eukaryota; Viridiplantae; Streptophyta; Magnoliopsida; Rosales; Rosaceae
Product: mitochondrial uncoupling protein 1-like
Exons: 6
Biological process (GO): protein ubiquitination; regulation of cell adhesion
Molecular function (GO): ubiquitin protein ligase activity
Source: RefSeq, a predicted model, not a curated record
CCCAUUGCUGCUGCUCUUCUUCUUGGAACCCGCGAAACCCACCGUCUCACUCUCUCAGUCUCAACGAGGACUCUCCCGGAGGCCGGAGCAAAAAACUUGCCGGCGGAGAUCGUCAAAGUCGCUUUCCCUGACCACCUCAUCCUCGCCGACCUUCCGGUGGCCAAGGGCAUUGGGUCAGCCACUGCAGCUUCGCCUGUCAAGACAAUCGGUCGCCGGUCCCGUCGUCAGCUCGGUGAACGUGUCCACUUUUGUGUUCGCUGUGAUUUCCCGAUUGUUAUCUAUGGAAGACUAGGACCUUUGGCCUUUUAUAAGGGCUUCAGCCCAAAUUUUGGAAGGCUAGGAUCUUGGAAUGUGAUCAUGUUUCUAACCUUUGAGCAGGGUGGAUGCUCGGGCAUGUCAAUGGACUCCGAGAGCAAAGAAAAUGCAAGACCAGAUGUUUCAAUCAUUGAAUAUAAUGGUUUUGAGAUAGGACCUGAAGCAGAACUUGCAGCAAUCUAUUCUGUAAUAGGGGAGCAACCGGUUCAUAUUAGGCAGAUGUCGAUUCUAUUAAGGAAAAAUUAUAUACAAUCUGGUUUAUGAUUGCGGUGUGAUUGGAAUGCUGGAAGCUUGAAGGAAGAACUUGCAAAAUAGUUCCACGGCUGGAGGAAAUGCAGAAGAGAAAAAUUGAAAGAAAAAAUCAAUUUCUAGAAGUUGCAGAGGAGAUACAAGUUAUUUCAAGUGAAAUUAAUGGAAGCACAAGUUGCAUAAAUAGAUGUGGAUGAAACUGAUUUUGUCUUUGAGAAGGCUUGAACAAUUGCACAGGCAGCUCCAUGCACUCCAAAAAGAGUCGAGUGAUAGGCUGAAGCAGAUACAGGCCCGUCUAGGUACAUUGAACUAGCUUUGCUUAGUUGAUAUGGAUUUCAAACAGACAAUCAGUGAGGUUAUACAGUCUAGAUAAUUCAGAAGGAUGCAAAUGAUUGAGUGUUGACAUGAAUUAGUCACUUGGUUUUGUGACCUUCUGUGGCAUUUGAAUCUUAAGGGACUGAGUUACCAAGAAAUUUUUGACCAACCUUUAGCCCAAAAUGUUUUGGCUUCCAUUUCAGUAAUGCUUUUUGUUUAAAUGUUAAAAGAGUUCAAUGAAUAUCGACUUAGAUUUGAAAUUCAGUUCAAUAUAUAUUAUCUAAGCAGCCAUACUCAGUUAUUGCUUAAGAUGAUGUAUCAUGUAUACCAGUGACCUAGCUUAAGCUAAUUGUUUAGGAUUGAGUUAAAUAAUACAUCUAGCGUUUCGUA